AUGGACCCGCAAAUGCUAAAUACGAUGAUGGCGCAGCUGGGUAUCUCUCCGGAGGAUCUACAAGCAUAUCAAGAUACGAUGGGAGCCGUCGGAAUACCUGAGACGAGCACCAGCCCUCCUCAGUUCCAUCCCGGAAUGUCUGAAGCCGAAUUGCGCGUAGCCAUCCCUAGGUACAAGGCGUGGCUCGAGGAGGACCGCAAGAUUCUACCCCAGCGUGCACGAUAUGUGUCGCGCCAGACAUUGCUCUCAUUUCACAAUCGAGUUCGUCAGGCUCGAUGGUCAGACGGACUCCCACAGGGUGAAGUGAGCACCAGGAUGACAAUAUCGGGAUUCCCAAAACAUUCCAGUAUAGUUCCCCUAGAACGACUGGAGCGCAUCUGCUUCUCUCAAAUGCUUGUUCGCAAAGUACACCUAGGAUCAUAUCUUCUCUGUCGUUCGAUCGCACCUUCCUCAUCAGUACAACUCCUCGUCGAAGACCCAGAGGGGACCACGCAUUACCUCACCAUCUACAAUUUCCCCACUACCUUUCAAUGCUCCCUCAAAUAUCUCGAUGACUUGCUUCCGGUCGGAACAAUCUUCGCAAUCCGUGAGCCAACCUUCAAGGCUCCGACAACGGGAGAUUAUCCAAUUGUCCGCGUCGAUUCACCCAGUGAUAUCAUCCUGGUGAGCCCGGGACAUAGUGUCCUUAAGGGCGUUGCCUGGCGAACACACGACCCCUCCUCGAAGAUAUUAGCGAUGUCCACGGUAGACUCAUGCAGAGAUCGAGGGAACGCCUUUUUUAAAGCGUCGCACUGGCUUCCUGCGGCUCUCAUGUACUCUCGCGGGCUCGCAGCAGAUCCUGAGGCCACCGUCCUGCUAUCAAACCGUGCGGAGGUUUACCUGCGUCUUGGGUUCUGGUCCGGUGCUAUCGCCGAUGCCAGACGCGUUCGAACAAAUUCCGAUGCGCCUGAAGCUCUUCGUAACAAAGCGGUUUUCCGUGAAGCGAAGGCAGAAUAUGCGAGAGGGAAUUACAAGACAGCCGAAGACCUAUUCCUUCAAUGGCAAAGUGUUCGUCCCGAUGACGAGGAGGUGAAAGGCUGGAUAUCUCGAGCGCGUAAGCGACAGGCGGAACAAGAGACUGGUCAAUACGACUGGGAGACGUUGUUCAACCAGUCGCAGUCAGAUCAUCAUCUUGAUGUUGCCGAAUUCCGUGGCCCCAUCGAGGUACAACAAGUGUCCCGACGCGGUGGUGGCCGUGGCAUAGUGGCAGUUCAAGAUAUUGAGAUAGGCCAACUCCUCGUAGCGAAGCCAUUCCACAGCGUCUACGAGCGUGACCUUCAUCCGAACGAGAUCAUGUUGAGCGUUGACCUGAUCACUUCCAAGAUGAAUACACGUACACAGAGCGCUCUUUUGGCGGGCGUCAUGCAGAAGCUCCUUGGCAAUCCUGAAUUGCAUGGGUUGGUCUUUGACCUCUACGCUGGACCCGACUCCUCUCCCCCAUCGUCAUAUCCUCCUGUGAUAUCCCCCGACGUCACGCCCGUAGAUCCCUCCCAGGCAUCCAUCGACAUCGAUGUGGCUCGUUUGGAUGCUAUCAUCUCGUUCAACGGCUUUUCACCCUCGGUACUUGAACCCAUUUCUUGUAGGUCCAAGUCUAGGCCUGAAGAAGGGAAGCCAAGCGGGUUGUAUUUACUGCCCUCGCUCUUCAAUCACGCCUGCCAGAGCAAUGCCGUCUGGACUUGCGUGGGCGAUGUGAUGGUCAUUAGGGCGACGAAGCGCAUCAUACUUGGGGAGGAGAUUACAAUACCCUACACCUCUGCCCAUGGCAAUCCAUACGAGGAGCGUCGAGCUAUACUCCGACGGUUUUCCAUCGACGAAUGUGGCUGUUCUCUGUGCCAAGACGAUCGCAAGGACGACGAAUCGGCGCACAAGAUGAGAGACGAACUUCUCGCCAAGAGGAAGUCGAGUCGACUGACCGACGCCUCGACCGCCCAACUCUUAUCGCUGGAACAGCAGUUUGCGGCGACCUAUUCGCCAUCACGGGGUCCUUGCAAACCUAGACUGGCCGAUAUACAGCAUGCUAUAGCGGAGACGCUGCGCAAGCCGGGCAGCACAGCGUCGAUUCCAAACGCGAUUGAAUACGAGAAGAAGGCACUAGAAAGUCUAGGGUUCAUUGUCUUGGGCAAGGACGCCAUGCAGCAGUCCGAGUCAUGGGACGGCACCAAAUUGCCAAUCGAUACAGCACAAAUAUCAACGGCGUCUGUUUUCGACAUCCCAGCUCUCUGCAUGCUGAGGCUUGCACACGACUAUCUGCGACUUUCCGACACGUCAGGUGCCAUCGGAUGGUUAAAGACCGCACAGUGGCUCGUUGCAACCUGGGUUGGUGGAGACAAGAUGUUUUUCAUGCGAGUAAUGGCUCCCGUGCUUGAAGAAUGGAAAUUGAAAAGGUUGGCAGCGUCAGUCGUCCUCUCCGACGCAACCAUCUCUGAUACAAUAGACUGCUACUCGACUCACGAGGGCUUUCAGAGAUUGUACAGUGAUAUGGCCCGCUAUUUCCAUAGUAUAGGUGGUAAUCCGCAACUCCGCUGCCCAUCUAAGGCGCCGACCCUUUAUCAUGUCUCGCUAUAUGAAGGAGGGACAUCCACGGGAAUAUCGUGUUCGGGUGGGGCGGCCCCUGCCGACGAAGAGGAUGCGUCCACAGCUCCGAAACGUAUGCCCGAGUCCGCAUGUAGUCCAGCUUGCGCCGCCUUGCUGUUCGCCUGGUUUGGCGAAGAUUUAUUCCGCACAGACAUCUCCGGCGCACCAGAGCUCGAGCCUGCUGCAGAGGCUGAGUAG
Messenger RNA from Postia placenta MAD-698-R-SB12, 2811 nucleotides. RefSeq lists its product as hypothetical. Bases 1 to 2811 code for a protein of 936 amino acids. The record is from RefSeq and is a predicted model, not a curated record. Gene Ontology annotation, molecular function: protein binding. The transcript has 9 exons. NCBI's taxonomy places the organism in Eukaryota, Fungi, Basidiomycota, Agaricomycetes, Polyporales, Adustoporiaceae.